GCCAUAAACGCAAUACGUAAGGCGUCUUUCAGCCAGCAAUCAUGACGCGAACACAAGGAGAAAUCACCUUACGCCGCAAUCGAAAGGCCCUGCCUAAUAGAGUAAGGCACCUAGAGGCGAGAGAAGGAGGUAGGUAUUAGAGUCGAGCAUCUCACUGUUUCUUCUUUGUAUUCUUUCCUUCUCAUCAUUCCCAAUUGCGUUUUCUUAACGACUCUGCACAGGCUUUGACGUCAGUAGCCGUGAGAGAUCAAUUAUAAUAAAAGACAUCAAUUUAUAAGUCCUGGGCUUCCGAGCUAGACAUAUAUAUAUAUAUAUAUAAUUUGGCCACUUCCGUAGAUCCCGAGCCUCCCAAUUGCCUAUAUAUAGGCUAUUCAUCGACAAGAUGAGAUAUUCAGCUACUCUAUUGCCCCUCGCGGCCACAGCCGCUGCAUUCAUGAUCCCCGAUGAGGCUACUGCACAGCAACUCGUCUUAGAGCCUGAGCAGCAGGCAAAGAAACCCGUGUCAUCAUGGUGGGACCGCACCCACAGCCUCGAUGCCUUCCUCUCAUCUGGGAAAAAUGCUUUCGAGGCUACCCUCGAUGCUCUCGAGAAGCAGGCCGGCAAGCUGAGCAGCUCGCUCCCCAAAGUGGAGUUCGAAGUCGGAUCCGAGAUUACCGAUUUCCUCGCCCCGUCCGACUACGCCGCCCCGGGGCACGGACGUUGGCAUGUCACGAAUCUGACAGUGUACCAAUCCAUCAAGGCUUCGAACUACUCUAAGAAGUUCGCGGCUCUGGUCGAUGACCACCCGGAUCUAGUUAAGAAGUUGAACAGCACUUCGACUAACAUCACCGCCUUCAUCCCCACGGAUCACGCUUUCGAAAAGAUCCCCCACGAUGACAAGGAUCAUAAGCCGCCUAAGGAGUUCCUCGAGAAGUUGAUCAAGUACCACGUCGUUCCCGACUUCUACCCCGCCGGCCGCGUGCUCGCCCAGCACACCCUGCCGACUGCCUUAGAAGAGGAGUCGCUUGGUGGACGCCCUCAGCGAUUACGGGUUAGUGUCGGGUUAUUCGGCGUGAAGCUGAACUUCUUCAGCAAGAUCGUCUACGCAAACCUGCACACCGCCAACGGCGUCAUCCACGGCGUCGACAACAUCCUAGUCCCGCCACCCCCAGCCAAGACAUUAAUCUCUCUCUUCCCAACCAAAUUCUCCACUCUCGAGCUCGCAGCCGAGAAGACAGGACUCAAGCACCACGGCGACGACGCCCACCACGAGCUGACCGGCCUAACAUUCUUCGCGCCCACCAACACGGCCUUCCAGCGUCUCGGACCCGGCGCCAACGCCUUCCUGUUCAAUACCGAGAAGGGCCUGCAUUACCUGCGCGCGCUUCUCGCGUACCACAUCGUGGCCAACGAGACGCUGUACUCGGACGCGUAUUACGGACCUAAGGCCGCGGGUUUCGCGCCGAGUCUGGAUUUAGCGUAUAACGUCGACGCUAACACGGCUAAGGAGGAAGACGGCGCUGAGACGAAGAGCGCCAAGCACUACCAUCUCGACCUCCCGACUCUGCUUGACGACGCGCAUCUAGCGGUGGAUAUCACGCGCUGGUUCGGGUUCAUUAGUAUCAAAGUUAAUGGACACGUCGAUGUCGCGGUCCAGGAUGGUCUUGCGCGAGAUGGUGUGUUGCAAGUUGUUGAUCACAUCUUGAUUCCGCCGCAUAACCACAAGGGUGCCUGGAAUGGGGGGGUCGACGGCAAGAUCAGUGUUAAGGAGUUGGUUGAGAGGUUAGAGCCUUUUGUUAAGAAGGAUGUUGGCGGGGGUGAGACUGGAGAGGAGGAUGUUGGUGAGUUGUAAGUGUGAGAUGAAACUGGGGGCCUGAAAGGAAUUCGGUUUCCCUUAAUGAGUAUACGAAUGGGAAAAGGGAAAUCAUGCUUAGUAGAAAUGCCACUCUAUAUUAUGCAAGUUAGAGGAUAAAAAGAUUACUAGAGUAGGCCUUAUUGAGGAAUAUGUACGAAGCAUCAUACAAACGAAAGCGACGUUCGUUAGAUA
This is a messenger RNA of Daldinia loculata, 2026 nucleotides long. Its product is annotated as FAS1 domain-containing protein. The record is from RefSeq and is a predicted model, not a curated record. The transcript is spliced from 2 exons. Gene Ontology annotation, biological process: macroautophagy. Lineage: Eukaryota; Fungi; Ascomycota; Sordariomycetes; Xylariales; Hypoxylaceae. The coding region runs from base 383 to 1831 and encodes 482 amino acids. Gene Ontology annotation, cellular component: fungal-type vacuole membrane.